AUGUCCAUUGACCUCGACUGGAGCCUGGUAGACGCCACCCUCACCCAGUCGGCCACCGCUUUCCUCGCCAACGCGUUUGACGCCGCUCCUCGUCCCGACUUUCUCGGCCCGCUCAGCGUCACGACGUUCUCGUUCGGCGAUACGGAGCCGCAGAUCGAGCUACUGGACAUACGAGAUGUGCAGAAGGAGUUUCUUGCGGCGGAAGAUGGCGACGAGGAUGAGCUGGUCGCGCCGAGGCCGGGAGGACUUGCAGGACAAAGAACUGCUACGGCGGAUGCUGGAAGGGCGUUCAACGGGUCGGGAGUCUCGCCGUCAGAGUCGCCAGACGAGCUCUUCCCACGAAGACCGUUCCCGUUCUCGCCGACAGGAUCUGUCACGGGCGUCCUUCCUACUCCUCAACCUCCUUCCGCCGCACUAUUCGCCCCCGGCUUGCACAGUCAUUCCAUCCCUUCCGCCGCAGCGACACCUUUCGGCCCGAGGUCACGAAGCCGAUCCCACUCGCCUGCUCCGCCUCUACGAGCAAACCUCUUUCUCCCCGAUCCUCCGUCCUUGGGACUCGCUGGAGCCGGUCUUCAUACAGGCGGAGGCCAUUCUCGUUCGCAUUCUCAGCAAACCCACCCUCACUCGUACGCCCCACCAUCGCCGACCCCCUCGCAUUCAUCCCUUCCCUAUCAACCCGCCGCUUCGUCUGCUCCCUCUCCAUCUUUCCAACUCCACCUCCGCGUCUCCUACUCCGGCAACCUCUCUCUCGGUAUCUCGACUUCCCUCCUGAUCAACUACCCCUCGCCAGGCUUCAUGAGCCUACCGCUCGAAUUGACCGUCACCGGACUGGCGUUCGAGGGCGUUCUCAUCGUCGCUUUCGAAGGCGGUCGACGGCGUCUUCACCUCUCGCUCGUCGAAGCAGCCGACUCAGAUCCGGCUAUCACGCCCGGUCGGAGGCCCAGCGGCACCUUCAGCCGACCAGCAGGACUCGGACCAAAUGCCGCAGGGCUCAAGCCAGUCGCCAGCGUAGGCGCCCGCAUCCUCCGCUCGGCGCAGGUUGAGAGCGAAGUCGGGCAGGCCGACAAGCAUGUCCUGAAGAACGUGGGCAAGGUGGAGAAGUUUGUGCUGGAGGUCGCGAGGAAGACGCUCGAGAACGAGUUGGUGUUCCCAAACUUCCAGUCCGUCCUGUACUAG
Messenger RNA from Rhodotorula toruloides NP11, 1176 nucleotides. RefSeq names its product mitochondrial inheritance component mdm12. The transcript is spliced from 2 exons. Lineage: Eukaryota; Fungi; Basidiomycota; Microbotryomycetes; Sporidiobolales; Sporidiobolaceae. Gene Ontology annotation, cellular component: ERMES complex. The record is from RefSeq and is a predicted model, not a curated record. Gene Ontology annotation, molecular function: lipid binding. Gene Ontology annotation, biological process: phospholipid transport; mitochondrion organization. Bases 1 to 1176 code for a protein of 391 amino acids.